GUAUUUCUGGUCACGAACUCUUCUUAUAACUCAGAUUUAUAUUUUGUUUACUACUAUUAAAGCCUAAAAGUAUUAUCCUAAGUUAGGUUUUUUUUUUUCUGGUCAUCUUAUGUACAUCGAGUGCGAUACAUGGACCAGUUAUUGUCAAAAGAUAUGGAUGUCUCUGGAGGUCAAAGCCUGUAUCCUUUACACCGCUGCAAAACUAUACACCUGGUGAGGCAUGCUCAGGGGAUUCACAAUGUGGAAGGAGAAAUGAACCACAGUGCAUACCUAUCUCCGCACCUUUUUGAUGCACACCUUACUCCUCUUGGCUGGGAGCAGGUAGAUAAUCUUCGGAAACAUGUCCACGCAUCUGGACUUUCUAAGAAGGUGGAACUAGUUAUCACUUCUCCUUUAUUGAGGACUAUGCAAACUGCAGUUGGAGUAUUUGGUGGAGAAGGUUGCCCAGAUGGAAUAGACGUUCCCCUGCUCAUGGUGGCAGAUGCAGGAAACAGUAACCAUCCAGCAAUUUCAAGUCUAUAUUGCCCUCCCUUCAUUGCGGUGGAGGGUUGUCGUGAACACUUGGGAGUUCAUUGGUGUGAUAAGAGGAGAAGCAUUAGCGAAUACAAGCCUCUAUUUCCUGCAAUUGAUUUUUCCAUGAUUGAAUGUGAUGAUGAUGUU
Messenger RNA from Nicotiana tabacum (common tobacco), 660 nucleotides. The record is from RefSeq and is a predicted model, not a curated record. Lineage: Eukaryota; Viridiplantae; Streptophyta; Magnoliopsida; Solanales; Solanaceae.